UGACAGUCUUGCCCUUGGACACUACUGGGGUUACCUUCGUGUGAAUGCAUACACUUAUACACUCAUGUCUAACUGAGGAAGAGGCUCGCGUCUGUGCAGAGGGGAUUUCUCGUUUCCAUUUCCGGCCCGUUUAGAAGACCGACCACUGCCCUCUCGACACUCCCAGGCAGAAGACCAUGGAUUUGGCAGAUAUCCCCUUUCCAAUCACCUCUGCCGACGACUUUUACGAUGACCCGUGUUUCAACAUGGGUGACAUGCAGUUUUUCGAGGACCUCGACCCGAGACUGGUGCACGUCGGCCUGCUGAAGGCGGAGGAUCACCACCGCAACGAGGACGAGCACAUCCGCGCGCCCAGCGGGCACCACCAGGCGGGCCGAUGCCUGCUGUGGGCGUGCAAAGCCUGCAAGAGGAAGACCACCAACGCGGACCGCAGGAGAGCGGCCACCAUGCGGGAGAGGAGGAGGCUCAGCAAGGUGAACGACGCCUUCGAGACGCUGAAGCGAUGCACCUCCGCCAAUCCGGAUCAGAGGCUUCCCAAAGUGGAGAUCCUCCGCAAUGCCAUCAGCUACAUCGAGUCCCUGCAGGCCCUGCUACGGGGCGGACAGGAGGAGAAUUAUUACCCGGUCAUGGAUCACUACAGCGGGGACUCCGACGCGUCCAGCCCGCGCUCCAACUGCUCCGACGGCAUGAUGGAUUUCAGCGGACCCCCAUGUCGAACUAAACGGAAGAACUAUGACAGCACCUACUUCACUCAAACACCACAUGAUUCCAGAAGCAAAAACUCAGCCAUUUCCAGCUUGGACUGCUUAUCGAGCAUCGUGCAGCGCAUCACCACGGAGCCGCCCACCGGCCCCGCGGCUGCAGACGGCCCGGGCGCCCCGACUCCCCCCCGGGACGCUCCCGCGCCGUCCAGUCCGCCCCCCGACCACCGCCACGAGCACGAGCACGACCAGGGCGGAGGGCGGCCCGCUGAGACCAGCACCGUGUACGAGGUGCUGUGAGCCUCGCGGACAAUACGAUAUUCCACAGAAAUAUUCCCACAUUUUAGGAAAGACGUUGGGGGGGGGGGGGCUGCCAGAGUGUCCCAGGCCCUGUAGGCUUAAAGACAUCUUUCCUAAAGUUCAAAUCCAGUUUCUUAAAACAAUGUCUCUCCACUGUCAUUUAGUUUUGGCCCUUGUGUUAAAGUCUCAGGCCUGUAUGUGUUGUGUUCUGAACUGUUGUGCAAAAAACACAAUAUUAAUCUUUGGGAAUUGCAGGCCAUAUUUUGGAAGAUAAACUAUAACUUUACUAUUCCUGUCGCGGGGGAAUUAACGAGGACCAUUUUAUACAAUUGUAAAUAAGAAUUGCUUGUUCGGAUAAAAAGAAAAAAAAUCACACAAUACAUAUUUAUAUGUUUAUCUAUAGAGACGCUUGGGUUGUUGUGUAAAAUGUUUAUAUAUUUAUUAUGAGUGAAUGAUAUUUUAAUAAAUAAAUAUGUAUCUA
This is a messenger RNA of Lampris incognitus (smalleye Pacific opah), 1482 nucleotides long. RefSeq names its product myoblast determination protein 1 homolog 1-like. Gene Ontology annotation, biological process: regulation of transcription by RNA polymerase II; muscle organ development; positive regulation of myoblast differentiation. The transcript is spliced from 3 exons. Bases 177 to 1001 code for a protein of 274 amino acids. Lineage: Eukaryota; Metazoa; Chordata; Actinopteri; Lampriformes; Lampridae. The record is from RefSeq and is a predicted model, not a curated record. Gene Ontology annotation, molecular function: protein dimerization activity; DNA-binding transcription factor activity, RNA polymerase II-specific; RNA polymerase II cis-regulatory region sequence-specific DNA binding.